Messenger RNA from Canariomyces notabilis, 1446 nucleotides. RefSeq lists its product as uncharacterized. NCBI's taxonomy places the organism in Eukaryota, Fungi, Ascomycota, Sordariomycetes, Sordariales, Chaetomiaceae. The coding region runs from base 1 to 1446 and encodes 481 amino acids. The record is from RefSeq and is a predicted model, not a curated record. Gene Ontology annotation, cellular component: extracellular region. The transcript has 3 exons.
AUGAUCAGCCCAAAGACAGCAGUGGCCAUUGCGGCGGCCUUCUUGCCCUUCGUGUAUUCGAAGGAGAUGGCCGUCAAUACACAGCUAAAGGCAGCUCUUUAUGACAGUGGCUUGCGGAUGGAGGAAAUCAUGGCGCGGAAACAUGCAACAUGGGCGAAGAUGGAGCAGGAGGGAGCCUUCAACUCGACGCAGUACAAAACCUUCCAUGCGGCUGACGGCCCAUUUGCAUGCACAAAUGGCAUCGCAACCUACGAUCCCGGAAACCCCAAAUACACCUUCAGGUGCAAGAACCUCGAUCUCUAUGAUUUCAAAACCCACUCUCAGCUGGGGAGCCUGGGAAGGGGCUCAGGGUCUUGGGGCUGGACGAGUCCCGAUGGCCGGGAAUUCGUCGCCAUUGGGCAGGAGGAUGGGACUGCCUUUGCCGAAAUAUCCCCACAGGGCAAGCUUGUCUACCUUGGCCGCCUGCCGCAGUAUUCCAGCGUGUCUCUGUGGCGUGAGAUCAAGGGGUACAAAAGCUACAUCCUCAUUGGCAGCGAGGCUCAGGGGCACGGUGUGCAGAUCUUCGACAUGAGCAAGCUUUUGGAUGUCGACCCGGCAAAGCCUGUUGUCUUCAGCAACCAGAAGGAUCUUACCGGCUUUUGGACUGAAGGGCUUCCUCUCGGCCGCUCUCACAAUGUUGUCACCAACGAGGAGCGGAACUAUGGUGUGGCAACGGGGUUCCAACCCAGGAAUGGCACCCUCCGGGCAGGUCUUUUGUUCUUCGACCUCACCGACCCUUCAAAGCCUAAAACUCUCGGAGGCAGUGGCGCUGAUGGCUACGUCCAUGAUGCCCAAUGCCUCGUCUACAGGGGCCCUGAUGAGAAAUACAACGGCCGUGAUAUUUGCUACGGCUAUGAUGAAGAUUCCCUGACCAUCUUCGACGUCACCGACAAAUCCAAUGUCAAGAUAAUCUCUAAUACAUCCUACGAAGGAUUUGCAUACACCCACCAAGGCUGGGUGUACGAUCCGCAAUGGCAGCAGUAUCUCAUCGCCGACGACGAAUACGACGAAGUGGACGGGACCGGCGCCGCUGCCGACGGCUAUCCGAUCUCGUACAUCUGGGACAUCACCUCUCUUGAAAACCCAAAACAAACUGGACAUUACAAGGGGCUUAGGAAGGGAAUCGAUCACAAUCAGUACGUCAAGGACGGCUUCAGCUACCAGAGCAACUACGGCUUGGGCCUCAGCAUCCUGGAUCUCCGCUCAAUCCCCUCGGACCCCACAGGGAAGGGUGUCAAGGAAGUGGCGUAUUUUGACAUUCACCCCGAGGAUGACCACUUGCCGGGUGGUGGUGAAGUCGAGUUUACGGGGACUUGGAGUAACUAUCCGUUUUUCCCUAGUGGAUACAUCAUGAUCAAUACUAUCGAAAGAGGCGUGUUUGUGGUGAAACAAUCUCAGCCUGAGUAA